This is a messenger RNA of Moneuplotes crassus, 1171 nucleotides long. The record is from the annotation of a GenBank genome assembly. NCBI's taxonomy places the organism in Eukaryota, Ciliophora, Spirotrichea, Euplotida, Euplotidae.
GACAGCCCAAAUGGACUAUAAUGAUACUCCCUUUACAAACAAGAAUAUCAGAAGAGCCCAAAACUCCUUCUGGGGAAGCAAUAGGUUCAAUGGCUAUCGCCAUUGAACUCCCAUUAUUGGGAACAGGAGAAGGAAAAGUUCCAAGUCUGCAAACCCAGGAAAUAAAAAUACCCUUCAGGGUUACUUACAAAAUUAUCAAGGAGGUAUUAUUAACCAAAAUUAUGCCAGAUCAUCCAGACUAAGGUUGGUCGAUGCUAAAUAAAAAGAAGAUGCUCGGCAAGGAAAAUAGCAAUGAGACUGGUAAAAACCUUGAGAAACAUUCUAUCAUGGACUUGAUUAAGAGGAGCUUAAUGAAAAAUAAAUCAACUAGAACAGCUAGAGAGAGUCCAAGUGACGAGAAAAGAAGCAUCUUAGCUCAAGCUAGAAUCAGACCAGAUUUUGUUUCAGUCAGAAAUCAUAGGACUGCUAUUAUUUCUAAAAGAAACCAAAGAGAGUAUGGUAAUCAUUCGUAUAUUAGUGAGGAGAGGAAACAGUCAAAAAUAAUCCAAAAAGCUAAGCCAGUUGAGAAAAGGCCUCAGACAUCAAUCCGCUCUAAGCAAAGAGAUUUGAAGAAUGAUAUACCGAAAUAACCUUAAUAGAAAUGCUUCAACCCUGACAUAUAAGAAUAAAAGUAAUCAAUCGGAGUCAUCUCAUCAUAAACGAAGCAUUUCUCUUCAUAAUUCUCAGAGAUUUUAUGGGGCUAAAAGAGGAGUCUUCUACAAGAAUUCUCAUAAUGGAGUGGUCAUUGAAGAUAACAAAUCAAAGUUGUUUAUAAGACCCACAAGUUCCUUAAACAGAAGCUGAGUUAAUCUUCAGAACGAGAAACAGGAAAAUACAACCAUUAAGAAUCAAAAUGAUGAGCAAAAGUAUCAUAAACCGUUACAGAAUCAAAGCUCUGAGUUGCAAGUUAACUUUAAGUUCCUAUGGAAACUUCCUGAUAGCUAUUUCAGUUCAAAUUUACACGUUGGAAAAAAGACAAGCAAGCACAGAAUAAUUAAGAAAUCAAACAACAUCAUUAAAGGACUAUCAAAGCCAGGAAUUUCAGUCCCAAAGGUCAGCUACAAGUCCAAAAUGGAGUGCAAAGUUGAUGGAGUUGGCUUAAAUCUCAACUCUUCUCUCUACGGCUAAAAAU